Molecule: messenger RNA, 294 nt
Organism: Knipowitschia caucasica
Lineage: Eukaryota; Metazoa; Chordata; Actinopteri; Gobiiformes; Gobiidae
Source: the annotation of a GenBank genome assembly
AUGCAAUUGGCCGUUUCUCCCUCGACUGCAGCCUCCCGCCCGAGAACCGUCCCCGCUGCACUCCAGAUCCACACACCAUGCCCGCACCAUGUGCUUGGCCUUGGCCCCAAUCACACCGGGGCACAUGGGAGAUUAACUGGGCUGGCUCACUCCACUCAGCAGGGCCCGGCGACUCCCCUCCACUCAUCCAGGCCCAAUCUGCCAGCCAGUCUCCUGCUCCGCCGAGCCAUGGCAGCAGGGCACCACCAGCGCCGUCCCGCCUUCAUUACGCCUGCCAGAUGGGCUGAGAAUUAG